UAUCUCCUCGUUAUUGGAGAUAUGGCGUUUCAUUUAUUUCCGAAACUCAUCCAACCUAUCGGAGUAAAUUUGAAAAAAAUGCUAAACAAACUGUUUAUUCACCAGUCACAACCUUUAUUUCCUGAUAAGAUUUUUACAUUAAAUCUAUCCCCAAAAAUGACGAGGUUUGUGACAAUGGUUUUAGUAUAAAUAGACAUCAAAUGUUACGGAUAAAUCAUACUCUGCUUGUCUACAAUUAAGUACAACCAAAGUAGAGCUGACUUUACACCAUGUCUUUGACAAAAUUAUUUCUUUUAAUAGCAGCUGCAACUAUUGUAGCCUGCGGAGAGACAAGCCAUGACUGGAAUCACAUGGAUCCCAACAUGGUGAUGAACAUGGACGACUACAAGGUGAAUGAUGAGCGUAUUGUAGGAGGAUAUGAAGCUCCUGAAGGUGCCUUUCCUUACCAGAUAUCUUUACGAAACAACAAUAGACAUUUCUGCGGCGGUUCAAUUUUGAACAGCCGUUGGAUUGUUACAGCUGCACAUUGUGUUCAAGGACAAACCCCAUAUGGAAUGACCGUUGUAGUUGGUACCAACUCUUUGACACGUGGUGGAACUGGUUACCACGUGGAACAAUUGAUCCCACAUACAGGCUACGCCAGCUUUGCAGGCAUCGUUAAUGAUAUUGCUCUAGUUCGCGUUACCAGGGACAUUGUUUUCAACGAUCGUGUGCAACCCAUCGAGUUACCUACUCAAGACAUGCCUGCUGGUACACAACUUACUCUCUCCGGCUGGGGAAAACUAUCGCAUCCGGGAUCACUCCCAAAUAAGUUGCAAACGAUUCAGCUGACGCAGAUUACUACUCAGGAAUGUGCUUCGCGCUUUUCUGGAAGACAGAUUUACCAAACCAAUGUUUGCACUGUUAGUCCAUACGGUCAGGGAGCUUGCCACGGUGAUUCUGGUGGCCCAUUGGCUCAUGGCAACCAUCUUAUUGGUGUUGUAUCAUGGGGUAUUCCCUGUGCUAAAGGACAACCAGACGUGUUCACUCGCGUUUAUUCUUAUUUGGAUUGGAUUGAGAACAACACUUACUAAAUGCUACUUGGAAAAGAAUUACAUUAGCUAGAAUAAACAUGAGUGUGUGCUUGUCAGAUUUUGUGUUGAUGAUACUGAAUUUAUGACGUUUUAAAAUUAUAAUAAAGAAUUUAGCAAAUUA
Messenger RNA from Dalotia coriaria, 1194 nucleotides. RefSeq names its product chymotrypsin-2-like. The coding region runs from base 270 to 1073 and encodes 267 amino acids. Gene Ontology annotation, molecular function: serine-type endopeptidase activity. The record is from RefSeq and is a predicted model, not a curated record. NCBI's taxonomy places the organism in Eukaryota, Metazoa, Arthropoda, Insecta, Coleoptera, Staphylinidae. Gene Ontology annotation, biological process: proteolysis. The transcript is spliced from 5 exons.